AUGUCGCAGAUAGGAUACCAUAAGGCUCAGUUGACGAAGGCUUUGAACGAGUUGCGCAAGAAGAUCGCGGAUACGGACAAGAACAUCACGGACCAAUUAGAUCCAGGUACGGAUGUACAGGCGAUAGCUGAGCGUAAACAACGCCUUCUUGUUGUGUCGAUGUCGAUUGAUCGUGCUGUCUCUUUUUUAAAGAAUUGUUGGGUUUUGGCACAGGAGUUUGCGAUGGAGCAUCCCGACGAACAGGGAGAACUACCGCUCCUCGUAGCCUUCCAGUCUCAUUGGGAAACCAGUGGGAUGGAACUGGCAAUAGAGGAUGCGCAGAUUCUUCUUGAUCGCCUGGACGUCGCUCUCAAACUUCUACCGCCAUCAGAAGUUGACUCGUAUAUUACUCCUUGUGUUUAUGAUGCUUCUUCUGUUGUUGGUUCCUCUUCCUCUUAUUCUCCUUUAAUUUCUUCAUUAGUUCCAUCACAACAAAAUUUGGGUUUGACCCAUCGCUCGAUGUUAGACGCUCCGGUGAGUGGACGCACUCAUCCGGAAGGUAUUGAGGACAGUCCAUUAGGUCCCAAUACAUCUACAUCGCUCGAUCCUCUAGUCCCUGCAAGCACUGUUGAAACACAGCAGCAGCUGCAGCCUGGGAAUAUCAUCCCUUCUACCGACCCCUACAAUACUUAUUCUCUUAGUUCUACAAAUGGGAAUAUUAACACUUAUGACCCUUCCAACACGGAACAGCAUUUUAAGUUACCGGCAUUCGAAUUACCGGUCUUUAGCGGCGAGGUUGACGCAUUUCCUGCAUUUUGGGAUUUGUUUUCGGCUACGGUUCACAACAACAUCAGUGUUCCGAAAGCCAUUAAGUUUUUGUAUCUAAAAACAUGUCUGAAAGGCGAUGCAGCCAACCUAAUCGCUAAUUUUAAACCCACCGCGGAAAACUACGAAGACGCAGUACGCAUCAUCUUGAACACCUACGAUCGACCAGAAAUCAUAAGAAACAGAUUAUGGGACAGUUUAGUCGACAUGAGUACCUCAUCAGAAUCGGUAAUCGACCAGAGAUCAAAGCUGUGUUCCAUCCAAGCAAUUUGGUCGCAGAUGAAGUCUCUGAAGGAGGACUCAGGUUCGAUGGGAACUAUUAGAACCAUCAUCGCUAAGUUCCCUAAGCGCACACGGGAGAAAGUUGGUGGACUGAAGAAGAGGGAAGAUCCAGUUUGGACAGUAGACGAUAUGUUGAACGCCCUAGACAUAGUCUUGGGACAGUUGGAAUUGAUAGAAGAUACUGAUCCAACAAAGGAUCCCCCUAGUUCGAUCGCUUCUUCGAGUUAUCUAAGUUCACAGUCUCCAUCUAAAACCUCAGAUAGGACCCGCGUUAGUUCCGGUUCCCUAUCCGAGCAGCGAAGAUCGCGCUCACUUAGUCCCAGAACCCUUCGAUCCUCACGAACACCUGUGAGGCAACGUUAUCGCUCUCCUGCAGAUCCCUGUUGUAUCCCUUGUCGUUAUCGAGAACAUCUCACAGAGGUACAAGCUCUGCGAGAGCAUACGGACAUGGACCCAGAACUACGAGCUUGUUGGAAGUAUUUGCAGUCUAAUCAUGGUGGAAGUGAGUGCACAGCUUCUCCAUGUUCUUGUGGUUGUAAACGUCGUCAUCCUUCUCUUUGCGCACAGAGAAGAGAUGUAAUUCAACAUCAUACUCCACGCACACGCUUCCGCAAGAGCCGUAGUCCCCGUAGAAACGAGUAUUCAUCGAGACUAGCUUAUGAACAUCUAUUUCGAGAGUCGUCCCGAGAAUCUCGUCAUCGUCAUCGGUCAGGCAGAAGUCAGAGUUAUUCGCCAGGGUCAUCAUAUAGGCAAACAAGAGGAUUAUCACAUCCGAGACGCGUGAAAUUCGCAGAACAUCAUCGGAAUUCUCCUCUUACAACUCAGAGUUCGGCCUGUCCUACUAGAUCUCGUAAGAUUACCGUAUCAAACAGGAAUACCGACCCAUUACCACCUAAAAAUACUCCUCGUUUGAUGGUAAUCUAUGUUCCUACGGUUAGCUGUAAAACUGGUACUGAACAACUACUCGCAGUCCUUUUGGACAGCGGCGCGCAGUUCAGUUUUAUACGCAAAUCUUUAGCAUUGGAAUUGGGUUUACCUUUCUACCACUCUAAGCACAUCACCACGAUCACCUUCGGAGGACGUUACUUCUCAGGAAUGACAUCGUUAGUCGACCUUAUACUCGUGGACAAGUGUGACGAACCAGUCCUAUUCCAACUUUGGACUAUCGAUACCAUCACUACUGUUCCACACUUGGGAGAUUACAAUGAACCAUCUACUCCCACCGAGAAAGGUCUAAUAGAGAUUGAUGUCCUACUUGGGAUUGAUCACUAUUGGCAGGUCAUAGAGCCUCAAAAUAAUUACCGCUUACCUUCAGGCUUUAUCCUCUCUAAUACGCGAUUCGGUUCUAUUUUAUCCGGAUCCCGUAAGCCUAUGAAGGAAAGGUCAUCCUUUACAGUAGCGUCUGUUUGCAACAUCAAUACGGACGUAGACCUUAGCGGAACGGAAGAGUCAGUUCGAAACCUGCUAGGACUCGAUAUGGUAGCAUUGGAGAACCCAAACGAUGAAUCUCUAGAUGCCGAUGUCAUCAGGCAGUUUUACGAAACGGUCAGGGUCAUAAACGGUUCAAUAUACGUUAAGUUCCCCUGGAAAUCCAAUCAUCCUCAUUUAGGCGAUAAUAAGGCCUUGGCAUUCUGUCGUUUGAAAAAUCAAUAUGAUAGGCUCCACACAAUGCCAUCAGUGUGGCGAGAGUAUUGCCAGACCUUUGAACGACAAUUACAAUCAGGCAUAAUUGAGGACGUUACGGAUUGUACAGAGACUGGCCCUAACCUAUAUUAUAUUCCGCAUCAAGCUGUCUACAAAGAGGAUAGCUCUACCACACGACUACGUAUAGUCUUUGACGCAUCCAGUCAUCAGAGAGAUCAACCUAGUCUCAAUGACUGCCUACAUCAGGGACCGUCCCUUCUUCCAGACCUUGUAGGAACUAUUCUUCGGAAUCGUUUCUAUCCCUAUCUCAUUAUCGCGGACGUAGAAAAAGCGUUUCAUCAGAUCUAUCUCCAUCAGGACCAGAGAGACGCCACUAGAUUUCUUUGGUUGAAGGAUGUCAAUAGGCCUCCAACCACUGAUAAUCUUCGUAUUCUACGCUUUACGCGAGUUCCCUUUGGCAUUAACGCAUCCCCAUUUUUGCUCAAUAUGUCCAUCCGGUAUGCGCUCGAACAAGACCGCGAGAAUCGUCUUAAGGAAGAGAUCCUUGCAAACACAUAUGUGGACAACGUGCUUAUCGGAGCUAAUAGCACCGAAGAAUGCGUUUGGAAGCAAAUGGAAUGCAAAGAGACGUUUCUCCGCAUGAAGAUGAACCUUCGUGAAUUUAUGUCAAACAACAGUCGUCUCAUGCGGCGGAUCCCAGUUGUUGACCGUAUGUCAGAAAAGUGUGGCCCGGUUAAGCUCCUUGGAUUGAAAUGGAAUACGCGUAAAGAUACACUGUCAGUUCCUAUUACCAUCGUGGACGAACCAGUGUACAGCAAACGAACAGCGCUGAAAGCAUACGCUUCUGUUUUUGAUCCGUUAGGAUUGCUUAUCCCCGUUUUAAUCAGAGCAAAGCUGUUUAUUCAAGAACUUUGGAGAAAAGGUCUUUCCUGGGAUGAACAUCUUUCUACGGAGUACACAUCAGAGUGGAAACGUAUCGUUCAGGACAUUGCUGGUUGCCAAAUUGAAGUUCCUCGCUUUGUCGGUCUAGCAUCUGAUAGUACACACGAUAUCGUGAUCUGUACAGAUGCUUCGCAGUCGGUUUAUGCAGUAGCCGUUUACGUUGUAAGUCGAUCAUCUACUGCAGAGCCAAGUUCCACCUUACUUUAUGCGAAGGCAAAGGUAGCUCCACCUGGCGCGGUUACCAUCCCGCGAAUGGAGUUAUUAGCUUGCCAUAUGGCCGCUAGAGUGAUUCGUUUUUUGCGCAGUCAGCUUAACAUCUUACUCCACUCGAUUAGAGUCUUAACAGACUCGCAGAUUGCUCUGUAUUGGAUCCACUCGUCUAAACCGUUGAAGACCUUUGUAGCGAAUAGAGUUAAGUACAUUCAUGAAGUACUUGACGAAUUACGAUCUGCGAAGAUUGAAUGCGGAUUCUAUUACAUCUCAACAGCAGACAAUCCAGCAGAUUGCGCUACACGCGGUUUAACAGCCACUGAAAUUAAGAACCAUAGGUGGUGGAGUGGACCAUCUUUUAUAACAUCAAAAUUUCCUAAUUGGCCUCACAAAUCUGUAUUGUAUGCGGUACAGCCACCUUCGAGUAAAGCCCUCGAAGAGCUUAAGGUAGUUAGUACGGUGCAAAUCUGUUCUUCCAAUUCCUUUGUACCAUAUCACCGAACUAACUCCUUUGACCGUCUCAUUCGUAUUAUCGCUUACGUUUUGAAAUAUCUAUCUAAGCUUUACCGCUUAGCACGUAACAAACGAAAGCACUAUACGAAUGAAUCCCCUAUACUCAGUAAAGUUAAUGCCAAUCCCUUUAUAACCCUAAAGGAUUGUUCAUUAGCCGAGUAUCUCGUGAUCCGACAACAUUAUCGCGAAGAUGCAGAAAAUCUGAACAACCUUGUCCUUAGGAAGUUUCGCACAGAAAAGGACGAGUAUGGGAUGAUCCGAGUAAGUAUGCGUAUGGCACAUGCUGAGAUCGAUGAGAAAGCGAAAAGACCAGUUCUGAUUUUGCAUACUCAUCCUCUUAGCACUAUGAUAGUCAGUAACUAUCACCAUAAGCUGUUACAUGCUGGAUCAUCGCACCUUGUUUCAGCUCUGCGCCGAAAAUAUUUUAUAACCCGCGUGAAACGCCUUGCGAACAUGUGCAUUGAGAAAUGUGUCGUAUGUAAACGUCAUCAAGGUCGUUUCUACCCUUACCCUGAUCCCCCUGACCUACCCAGUAUUAGAGUAGUACGCAGUCGUCCAUUCCAACAUGUAGGGCUAGACUAUUUUGGUCCCAUUUUAGUUCACCUCCAUCAGGAAGGUUUUAGACGUAAAGUUUGGGUUUGCUUGUUCACUUGUAUGUCAACCCGUGCCUUGCACCUCGAAGUGGCCAACGAUAACUCAACUGCACAGUUCUUACUAGCUUUUCGAAGAUUCAUGGCUCGUAGAGGAACACCGGACUCUGUCCUUAGUGACAACGCGCCAACGUUUAAGCUAGGGAAAGAAAUCUUCACGAACGAACUAAUGGGAUUCGAACAAGACGCUUUGGUGCGAAAAUUUUCGCUAGAUAACGGUUUCAAAUGGAGUUUUAUUACACCUUAUUCGCCAUGGAAAGGAGGUAUCUAUGAGCGAUUAGUCGGAUCUGUGAAAGCUUGUCUGAAGAAGACAAUGCUGAAGCGGAUUCUCGACUUACGGACGUUUGAGACCGUAUUAUUCGAGAUCGAGGCCAUUCUUAACACCAGGCCACUUAUUCCGAUUACCUCCAGUGACCCGGACGAAGACAUUGUGCUCAGGCCAAUUGACCUGAUCAACCCGUAUUUCCGUAUUGGUCGACUUAAGGACAUCACACCAUUACGGUACGACGUCACGGCGAAUGAACACCACAAUUCGAUAAUUGAGCAUUACCAGGAGUUUCGAGAGAUAUUAGAUCACUUUUGGAACCUCUGGCAUAAAGAAUAUCUUGCAUUGCUUGCAGAACGAAAUGCAUCAAGAUCAAAAUGCAGGCAGUAUGCACGAAAAAGCCCGAAAAUCGGAGACGUAGUGAUAAUUCGCCAGGAAAAUAUCCCGAGAUCCAACUGGCCGUUGGGUCUCAUACUUCAAUUGAACACCUCGAAAGACGGGAUGUCCAGAUCGGCACGAAUACGAACAGGAAAAAAGACAAUAGUGGAACGCUCGAUCAAACAUCUUGUUCCCUUGGAGAUCACCGCAGAAGAUGUCAGUUCGAUCAAUCAAUCUAAAAGAUCAUUGACACCUACGCGUGUUCAACCGCCAAGGGCAGUUAAACGGUCAUUAUCAACAUAG
Molecule: messenger RNA, 5991 nt
Organism: Necator americanus (New World hookworm)
Lineage: Eukaryota; Metazoa; Nematoda; Chromadorea; Rhabditida; Ancylostomatidae
Exons: 1
Coding region: 1-5991 (1996 amino acids)
Biological process (GO): DNA integration
Molecular function (GO): nucleic acid binding
Source: RefSeq, a predicted model, not a curated record